Molecule: messenger RNA, 2015 nt
Organism: Marmota flaviventris (yellow-bellied marmot)
Lineage: Eukaryota; Metazoa; Chordata; Mammalia; Rodentia; Sciuridae
Gene: Tor2a
Product: torsin family 2 member A
Cellular component (GO): endoplasmic reticulum; endoplasmic reticulum lumen; nuclear envelope
Molecular function (GO): ATP binding; ATP hydrolysis activity
Source: RefSeq, a predicted model, not a curated record
UUGGAUACAAAUAAAUAAAUAAAAAAUAAAGGUCCAUCAACAACUAAAAAAAAAUUAAAAGAGAAAUAUCACCAUGUCCAUGUAUAGCAGAUACUAUUAUAUUAUAGCAUGUGUAUGGCACCUGAAGCUAAUGGCACAUAGCGUUGCUCACCAAAAGCUAUUAUUAGUGAACCCUCUUUUGUCAUAUAAAAGAAGAGGUUGGAAGAGGCGCUUUGCAAGAUGUAAGGUUCCGCACAAGUUUUUGUUAUAGUUGUUACGUUACCUUUUGUGGUCAUAAUCCUUUAUUUAUCCCUUUCUGAGCUUCCGUGAUGGUCCCCUAGUUACCGUGGCCAUGGAAACGCGGCCCGCUGACCCGGACUGGACGGUUCGCGGGCUCCCCCUGGAGGCACCCUGGAGUCCUGCUGCGCGACGACGGGGCGGGCCUUUGAGACGCGCGGGAGGGGAGCUGGGAGUUGUAGGCCAUGGGCGUGGCUGCGGCGGAGCAGUGCACGCCGGGAGCUGUAGUUCGUACGUCGAGUGGUUGGCUGCCCCUGACUGAGCUUGGGCCGCUCCCGGAUGGCUGCCGCCACGCGCGGCUGCCCGCCCUUGGGCUCGCUCCUCCGGCUGCUAGGGCUGCUUUCAGCCGCGACUGCCUCCUGGGACCUAGCUUCGCUGCGCUGCAACCUAGGCUCCUUCUGCGAAUGCGACUUCCGGCCCGAUUUGCCCGGUCUGGAGUGUGACCUGGCCCAGCACUUGGCCGGGCAGCAUCUGGCCAAGGCAUUGGUGGUGAAGUCCCUGAAGGCCUUUGUGCACGAUCCCAGCCCCACCAAACCGCUGGUUCUCUCCCUGCACGGCUGGACAGGCACUGGCAAAUCCUAUGUCAGCUCCCUCUUGGCUCAGUACCUCUUCCAGGGUGGCCUUCGCAGCCCGCACGUGCACCACUUUUCCCCCAUCAUCCACUUCCCGCACCCCAGCAACAUCGAUCGCUACAAGAAGGAUCUUAAGAACUGGGUCCAGGGGAACUUGACUGCCUGCGGCCGCUCCCUCUUCCUCUUUGAUGAGAUGGACAAGCUGCCCCCAGGCCUGAUGGAGGUCCUGCGGCCUUUCCUGGGCCCCUCCUGGGUUGUAUAUGGAACCAACUAUCGAAAAGCUAUCUUCAUCUUCAUCAGCAACACUGGUGGUGAACAGAUCAACCAGGUGGCCUUGGAGGCAUGGCGCAGCCGCAGGGACCGAGAGGAGAUCAGCCUGCAGGAGCUGGAGCCAGCCGUCUCCCGAGCUGUGCUGGACAACCCACACCAUGGUUUCUGGCACUCGGGCAUCGUGGAGGAGCGCCUGCUGGACGCCGUGGUGCCCUUCCUCCCGCUUCAGCGGCACCACGUGCGGCACUGUGUUCUCAAUGAGCUGGCCCAGCUGGGCCUGGAGCCCCGGGACGAGGUGGUGCAGGCCGUGUUGGACAGCACGACCUACUUCCCCGAGGAUGAGCAGCUCUUCUCGUCCAAUGGCUGCAAAACAGUGGCCUCUCGAAUCGCCUUCUUCCUCUGACCCCAGAAUGGCAUCCUUCCUUGCCUGGCCAGCCUGCAGGAAAGGCCGGAGGGACCCUUGUCCAGAGACUCUGGAGAGUGGGCCCCAGAGUCACGCAGUCAAGAUGAAGAGGGGUAUUGGCCAGGCCAAGGAUAGACGCCGGGAAAGGCCUGGCUUCAGAACUGGUUAGAGGCGUCCUGGCCUCUGCUCCCGGUCACCCUGGAACCUCACUGAGCCCUGACUUUCUCCUGCAGCCUGAGCCUUCUUAAUGUGAAUGUAACUCAGGGAUCAAGGUUCAUGGCUGUCGUCCUUUCUGGGUCUGUUACCCACACCCCUGGCCCUGGCACUGUACCCCACCUCACUCUACAGUCUGUGACCCCAGUAUCACAGCUCAGGCUGGGACUUAACAGUUUUCAUGAGUUGAGGGACUCAAGAUGCCACCUCGGCCUGGAUUUACAAGUUUUUAAUUUUUUAAAAGAAGAGAACAAGUAUAAUAAACGUAGCCAUGGACUAGA